AUGACGAAAACGCGAAAUCAUGUUAAUUUUCGUUAAAAUUAUAUUUAAAUAAAUAAUAGAUUGAACAAUCAACAUUCGCUGAAAUUUAUCACACAUUAACCACAAUCUUCUUCUCAAUUAAAAGUUCGAAUUUCUAAAAUUUUAUUUCCGGAAAAUCAGAUAUUAAAUGGUACUAAAUAAUAUCUUGACAUUAUACUAAUAAAAUUCUGACAUUAUUCUGAUGUUAUACAUUGGUAAUCGGUUACUAUUUUUCUUGAAAUUUAAGCUUUUAGUAAGAAAAUAUUGUCUAAUCAAGUUUUUUCUUCUCAUUAUCUUCAAAUGCAUUAAUGUCCUUGAUACUUUCAGUUAAUUAAGCUUUCUUUUCAGUCAAUAAUUACAUUACGAUUUAGCCUACUCGAUCAAUACUUCGAUCAAUACUCUCAAGUAGGAUUUGAGUUAAAAAUUACUGUUUAGUCUUCAUUAAUAAUAAUUAUUGAAACAUAGUUAUUUAUUCGUACAUAAUUAGAGAUCAUGAAUGAAAAGAGAUCAUAUGGAUUGGUUUCAAAGUCAUUUUCAUUCAACAGAAUAUAUAUUCAAUAGUACUAUAUAUAUAUAUAUACAUCCGAUAGAGUACUAUAGUAUGCAUAGGUAGUAUUCAGUAAUAGGUAUGUAUUACAAUGAUGUGUUGCGUUGGUAGUGCGUCUGAAGUUUCUUUGUGCAGUAUGAAUUAAUUCUUCAUUAAUAAGGUGUUUUACACAUAUAUUUUUUAUAUAAUAUAAUUUAUUAUUAAAGUUAUUUAUUUAAUGAAAACAUAUGUACAUUAUAUCACGCUUUUAAUUUAGAAUUUAAUGUAGAAUUGAAGGUUAUGUAUUUCUGUGUUUAUGUUAUCUAGGUAAAUUUGAAAAUCUCGAAAUAUUACAUCAUUCUUCAUUAAUACAUUUUAUAUGACAUAAUUUAUUAUAAAAUAGCUAUUUAUUUAAUGAAAAUAUACGUAGAUUAUAUUAUCAUGCUUUCCAUUUAGGUUGUAACGUAAGAUUGGAGGUUAUGUACUGUGUGUAUUUUAUUUAAGUAAACCUAAACAAAAAUUUCGAAAUAUUGCGAAUAUUAGGAAAUAAAUCUUAUUAUGUACUGUUGUAAAUUAUUAUUACGAAUUAUUAAGUAACAUUUUUAUGUAUUUUACGAAAAAGACUGCGUUAAUAAAUUGAUACGUCAUGAUAUGUAAACUUUAUUAUAAAAUGGAAAACACACGUUAGGGAUAUAAAUAUUAAAUACGUAAUAAACAUUUCAAAGAAAAUGAAUAACGAAUAGAUAAUAUAUUUAAAAUAUUCGUGCAGAAUAACUUUUGUUGCACAUCUAAUAGUUAUGUUGACAGUGAAUGUUCUUUUAAACGUGAUUCAUCAAUUUUAUUCAUUCUCGAAAUCGUAUUUAUUUACAAGUGACGUAUGAACUUUCAUAAUUGGUCAGAAAGUUAAUGAUAUUGAAGUGACAAUUGUUUUUAAAAGUUUUCAAUUUUACAUCUGUUAAUACUUUCAUACCAUUUUUCUUAAAAAUUUUUGUCUUUUUUUUCUUUUUGUACUGCUUUUUUGUAUGUGGCAAAACGUACUUGAAAAGUGUUUGAAUUAAAUUCAUGUAAAUUAUUCAUUUAGUACCCGUAAAAACAUAAACAGUCAAAAAAUUAUACGUAUAACUAAAUAUAUCAUAGGUUAUAGGUUAUCAAAACUUUUAUCAUAUUUUGUAUUUCUGUGCUCUUGUUCGAUUUCUACUCAGUUAAUGUUUCCCACACAAAGACAAUGUUGUCCAAAUUAUUAAUUACAUAUUAAGAACAUUACAGGUAAUAUUUUAUAAAUAAUAUGUUUAUCUCAAUCUUUUAUUGAUUCAUAUUUAUAUAUAUAGCCAUUUUCAUAAAAAGAGAUAAAGCAUAUAUUUCAUAAAAAGCAUUUGUUACAUCUUAUCUAUAAAAAGGAAAAGGAAAAUAACGAUUAACUUCUUAUUAAAUUGGGCAAUGGCUCGUAUUUUACAGUUUGCCUCCAGGAAUUUGGUCAAGUAUCCAUUUCUUUCCAAGAUGUCUACAUCUGUAUCAGUUGACGAACGUAUGUUAAAAGGAAUAAGAAGAAUAAUUCCAAAUUUGAAUAAUACCAAGUAUAAAGGCCAAGAUGGUCGAAUUGGGAUAUUUGGUGGUAGUACUGAAUAUACUGGUGCACCAUAUUAUGCAGCUAUGAGCGCACUCCGCACUGGAUGUGACCUAGUGCAUAUAUUUUGUGUGAAAGAAGCAAGUGUACCAUUGAAAUCGUUCAGCCCAGAACCUAUUGUUCAUCCAGUUUUAGACCAGUAUGACGCAAUCAAGCAAAUAAGACCAUGGCUUGAUCGUCUACAUGUGAUUGUGAUUGGACCAGGCCUUGGUAGAGACGAUAAGAUAUUUAAAACCAUUGUUGAAUUAAUUUCAAUUUGUCGUGAUAUGAAAAAGCCGUUAGUGAUUGAUGCAGAUGGAUUAUUUUUAAUUAACCAGAAACCUGAUAUUAUAAAAGAAUAUCCAGGUGUGGUUCUUACUCCAAAUGCAAUGGAAUUCAGUCGUCUUGUGAAAGCAGUAUUUGACAAAAAUGUUCCACCAACGCCAAUGGUUAAAGCCAAUGAUGUUAAGCAUUUAGCAGAUGCAUUUGGGAAAAAUGUAGUGAUUUUGCACAAAGGAGCUAAAGAUGUAAUUGCAGAUGGGCACAAAGGUACAGAAGCUGUAUCGUGUGGAUUAGCCGGUUCUGGAAGAAGAUGCGGAGGUCAAGGGGACUUGCUAAGUGGAGCGUUAGCUGUAUUUUGGUGGUGGGCUAUCUGUGCAGGAAGUAGUGAAAGUGCUUUGUCACCUCCUAUAGCUGCAUGUUACGCUGCAUCUAGAUUAGUGAGAGAAUGCAAUGCAUCUGCAUAUAAGAUAAAGCAAAGAGGAAUGUUAACAUGUGAUAUUCUGGAGCAAAUACAACCUGUCUUUGCCAGAAUUUUCGAAACUCAUUGCAACAAGUGAGCUGCUCAGCCAAAAAAUGGCUGUAAUUCUGAUGUGAAAUAUUUUUAUAGAGAAUGUGUAAAAUUAACACAUUCUCUAUACAUUUUAAAAUUAAUUUUACACAUAAGAUGUUUAUGUAUAUAUUGGAUAGAUUAGUGAAGAAUAGCCGAUAAUUAUAUUGAUAUUGAUUAUAGAACAUCAUCAUUCAAUGGGAGAAGUCGAACACGAAGCACUGAUUCCUGAGUUAUAUCUAUAAUAAUCUUAUUUUUUCAUUGUACCAACGUUUAAUAAAAAUUUGAAACAUUUCUGAACAUAUUAAAUUAUGGAACGAUAAAAUUAUAUCGUGGUUGUAACAUUAAAAAGGAAAACUAUAAAUUCAGGAAUUUAAAAAUUACAAUAAGUCUACUAUAACUAAUGAUAGAUUUUUUUUUAAUGUCAUUGAAUGCUUUAUAAAAUAAAUAAAAUAUUUUGUAAGUUUUCAUAGACUUAAUUUACUAAUUCUCUUUCUCUUUUGUUUGAAUUAUCUUCAUAUUUACAAAUGGUGCAUUUUAGUAGUGUCUUGCUAUGAGAACUUUCUACAGAGAAGUAAUUAAAUUUAUGUUUACAAAAUAAGUAGUCAGUUUAAUUUAAGAAUUAAAGAUUGAGAUACAAUAACAAUUUCUUAAGUACUGAAAAUUAUUUACAUUAUAUUACUACGAAUUAAUUAUUGUAUAUUAAAGUAAAAUAAUGUAAAUAAUUUAUAAAUCGCAGACAUUAACCAAUUAAUCAAAUUUUUAAUUUAAAACAAUUUACAAUUAAAUUUCCUUCAUGUGUGACUAAAAAACAAAAAGAAUAUUUCUUCGUCGACCAUCAGUAAUAAUAAUAAUUAAGUACUUCUAUUCGCAAUAAAAAAUACUUUUAUUUACUUUUAUCUAUAAUAAACGAUUGAUAUUUUAAGUGCUUAUUAAGUUCCUAGAAUUUCAAUAAUAAAAUCCCCUUAAGUACAGAGUUCUGUAAAGAGAAAAUAGAUUACUGAUGAGAGAGGUAAGAAAUAUCUCUUCGUUGCCUCAGUUUAAUACUAUACAUUUAGAUCAGUUAGAAAAACGUUAACAUAUUAAAUAUAUCGUAUUAUUAUUAAAUUAUUUGAUUAUAGGUCAUUCGAGAAGUCCGUCGUAUUUAAUCAAAAAUUAAAUUCUACUCUUCUCUCUCUAUUGUACUAUAUACUUCAUCAAUAACGUACCUUGCUCAGAAUUAUGCCUAUUGUAUUAACUCAUAUAAAAAUCAAUUUGCUGCUAACUAAAUAAAAGAUUUCUACUCUUGAAGGCGCGAUAUCUCACAAAAACAGUUGCACUGUAGAUAUUUUCCUUUUUUUCUUUUCGUUAGCAUGCCCUAAAGUCCUACAAAUAUCAAAGUUACGGAACCAUCGUUCAUUGA
Molecule: messenger RNA, 4378 nt
Organism: Heterotrigona itama
Lineage: Eukaryota; Metazoa; Arthropoda; Insecta; Hymenoptera; Apidae
Source: the annotation of a GenBank genome assembly